AUGCGGCGCGCCUCCCUGUACUCGUACGCCGUCUUCGAGCGCCUCGUCCAGGAGCACUUCCCAUUCCGACGCCGCCUCUUCCAGGUGCACGCGCUGCUCCUCACCUCCGGCGUGCUGCUCCUUGACCUUGAUCCCCAAUGCUCCUCCCCUCCACCACCUUUCCUUACAACUGCCUCGCGUAGUGGCGGAGCUACAGGGUAUGCCAGGUAUGCACCGGCAUACCCUGCGAUUCCGGCAAGCUCCGCGGCCGCCGUGGGGGCGCUCCACGCACAGGGCCUCCGCCGCGGCCUCGCGGCCGACCGCUUCGUCGCCUGCUCGCUCGUCAGCGCCCACGGCCGAACGGGACACCCGGCUCGCGACACGCGCAAGGUGUUCGACGAGAUGGAGGGGGCUCCGGACCUGGCCUCAUGCAACGCCCUGCUCCACGCGCUAUGCACAGUACACAGGCCGUGGUGUCGUGCACUGGAGAUCUGUGCAUUAGCACGGCUGUUUGGUUGCACUGCAAGCUGCAAUUCCAUGCACGAGGUCUAUGUCUAG
Miscanthus lutarioriparius is the source of this 537-nucleotide messenger RNA. The record is from the annotation of a GenBank genome assembly. NCBI's taxonomy places the organism in Eukaryota, Viridiplantae, Streptophyta, Magnoliopsida, Poales, Poaceae.